CUGGACCAUGUCGAUGGGUGGAAGAGGAAAGCUGUGAAACAUAGCCAGGAACCAGCCUGGAGUCAUUUGCCUGUACCUGCUCACUCAAGUGACCGCUGAGAGCCCAGGAGUCUCAAGUUGGGGCAAAACACAGGCACGGUGAGGAUGAGUGCUGGGGAGAGCACUACAGCUUCCUUCCACACAGCCUCAGACAGCAACAGGGUUAGCUCCACCUUCUCUGUUGUGGACUAUGUGGUGUUCGGCCUGUUGCUGCUCCUCUCCCUCGUCAUCGGGCUCUAUCAUGCUUGCCGUGGCUGGGGCCGCCAUACUGUCGGUGAGCUGCUUAUGGCAGACCGCAAAAUGGGCUGCCUUCCAGUGGCACUGUCCCUACUGGCCACCUUCCAGUCAGCCGUGGCCAUCCUGGGGGCACCAGCUGAGAUCUACCGAUUUGGAACCCAGUAUUGGUUCCUGGGGUGCUCCUACUUCCUGGGACUACUGAUCCCUGCACACAUCUUCAUCCCUGUCUUCUACCGCCUGCAUCUGACCAGCGCCUAUGAGUACCUGGAGCUCCGCUUUAAUAAAGCAGUGCGGAUCUGUGGGACUGUGACCUUCAUCUUUCAGAUGGUGAUCUACAUGGGAGUUGCUCUCUAUGCACCGUCUUUGGCCCUCAAUGCAGUGACUGGAUUUGAUCUAUGGCUGUCUGUGCUGGCCCUAGGAAUCGUCUGCAACAUCUACACUGCACUGGGUGGGCUGAAGGCUGUCAUCUGGACAGAUGUAUUUCAAACCCUGGUCAUGUUCCUAGGGCAGCUGGUGGUCAUCAUUGUAGGAUCGGUCAGAGUGGGUGGCUUAGGGCAUGUCUGGGAUGUGGCUUCCAAGCAUGGUCACAUCGCUAAACUUGAGCUGGAUCCCGACCCCUUUGUGCGUCAUACUUUCUGGACUCUGGCCUUUGGGGGUGUCUUUAUGAUGCUUUCCUUGUAUGGAGUGAAUCAGGCUCAAGUGCAGCGCUACCUCAGUUCCCACUCAGAGAAGGCUGCUGUGCUCUCCUGCUAUGCAGUGUUCCCCUGCCAGCAAGUGACCCUCUGUCUGAGUUGCCUCAUUGGCCUGGUCAUGUUUGCCUAUUAUAAGGAAUAUAAUAUGAGCCCCCAGCAAGAGCAAGCAGCCCCUGACCAGUUAGUCCUCUACUUUGUGAUGGACCUCCUGAAGGACAUGCCAGGGCUGCCUGGGCUCUUCGUUGCCUGCCUCUUCAGUGGAUCCCUCAGCACCAUAUCCUCAGCAUUCAAUUCACUGGCAACUGUCACGAUGGAAGACCUGGUCCAGCCUUGGUUCCCUGAGUUGACCGAAACCCGCGCCAUCAUGCUUUCUCGAAUCCUUGCCUUUGCCUAUGGACUACUAUGCCUGGGAAUGGCCUAUAUUUCUUCUUAUCUGGGAUCAGUGCUCCAGGCGGCACUCAGCAUCUUUGGCAUGGUUGGAGGGCCACUGCUGGGCCUCUUCUGCCUUGGGAUGUUCUUUCCAUGUGCCAACCCUCCUGGUGCCAUCAUCGGCCUGUUGGCUGGACUCACCAUGGCCUUCUGGAUCGGCAUCGGGAGCAUAGUGAGCAGGAUGAGUUCUGCUGUGGCGUCCCCUCCCCUUAAUGGGUCCAGCUCCUUCCUGCCCAGCAAUCUGACCAUCGCCACUGUGACCACUCUGAUGCCUUCCACCACACUAUCCAAGCCCACAGGACUGCAGCGGCUCUACUCCCUGUCCUAUUUAUGGUACAGUGCGCACAACUCUACCACAGUCGUCGUAGUGGGCCUGAUUGUCAGUCUGCUCACCGGGGGAAUGCGGGGCCGGUCCCUGAACCCCGGCACCAUUUACCCUGUGUUGCCAAAGCUCCUCGCACUCCUACCCUUAUCCUGCCAGAAGCGGCUUCGCUGGAGAAGCCACAGCCAGGAUGUUCCCGUGGUCCCCAACCUGUUUGCAGAGAAGAUGAGGAAUGGAGCGCUGCAUGACAGCAAAGAGAGGAUGGCUGAAGACAGCCUUGUCCACCAGCCGCGCAGCCCUGCCUACGUUGUCCAGGAGACCUCCCUGUGACCAGUGAUGGGAACGCAAGCCUCCAGUCCGUCCUCAGAGCAGAAGAGCAGCCAGAGGGCAUUUUAUAAUGCAGAGAUGAGUCACUGGGGUGCUCUGCAGUGUUCUGCGCCGAGGACAACCUAGCACAUAGCAGAGGACCUUGAUCUUUAAUGUUUUCACUUCCAUGGAAGCUGUUGCAUGCAAGGGUGAGACAGUUUUUUCCUUAUCCCUUGCCAGUCUUCUCUUAGGAUCAGGUUUGUAAGGUACAGAAUUAUGUUACAAUUGGGGGAAUAAAUGAAUAUUCCGAGAAAAGGGUGGCUUUUGACUAAGUAUGACCAGGGACCUUUGGAGUGAAUAGAAACAGCAUUUCUUACAACUGCCCUGGGGCCUGGCUUAGCAAGGUUGACCAGCUCCACCAGUUAGCAUGGGGCUGAUUCCCUCACUCCC
Acomys russatus (golden spiny mouse) is the source of this 2475-nucleotide messenger RNA. It is a transcript of the gene Slc5a6, whose product is annotated as solute carrier family 5 member 6. Gene Ontology annotation, molecular function: sodium-dependent multivitamin transmembrane transporter activity. Lineage: Eukaryota; Metazoa; Chordata; Mammalia; Rodentia; Muridae. Gene Ontology annotation, cellular component: membrane. Gene Ontology annotation, biological process: sodium ion transport; pantothenate transmembrane transport; biotin transport. The record is from RefSeq and is a predicted model, not a curated record. The transcript is spliced from 15 exons. Bases 145 to 2049 code for a protein of 634 amino acids.